AUGUCCAAAGCAGCUGUCAUAGAGGGCUGUCGUAUGGUGUUGGAAUGUCGGCGCGACCUGUGCUGCACCAUUGGCUGCAAGAUGAGGAGAGGGGUGCAGUGCCUGUCAGGACCGUGCUGCCAGAAAUGCCAGUUUGUGAAAAGAGGCACAUUAUGUAGAAGCAGCUCCGAGGACGAGUGCGAGUUGAAGGAAUAUUGCAACGGCACCUCUGGGGAGUGCACACCCGACCUCUGGGUCAUGGACGGGCAUCCCUGCAGCAGGAACACCGCCUUCUGCUACCAGGGAGUAUGCCAGACAGCCGACAAGCAGUGUCAGAAGGUCUUUGGCCAAGGUGCCAAGAACGGGCCCUUGGCCUGCUACGAAGAAAUUAACAGCCAAAGGGACAGAAUGGGACACUGCGGCUCCAAUCGCCGUGGUUACCAGCAUUGUGCAUGGAAGGAUCUCCGAUGUGGGAAGCUUGUGUGUGAAUAUCUGGGCUCUAAGCCCUUUACCAAGGAGAAGGCUGCCGUGAUUUACGCUCGGGUGCAGAACACGCUGUGUGUAACGUUAGACUACAUGAAGCCUCCCACAGAGAGGGACCCCAUGCUGGUGAACGAUGGCACCGUCUGUGAUGACCACAAGAUCUGCCUGAACCAGCAGUGUGUGCCUGCCACUGUCCUGAACUAUAAAUGUGAGAUGAAGACAAAGUGCCACAAUCACGGUGUCUGCAAUAACCAAGGGAGCUGCCAUUGCCAGCCCGGGUGGAAACCACCAACUUGCCAGGGGAAAGCAGGGGCGAUGGGCGGGAGCGGCAGCAGCCCGUCCAGAGAUGAUGAAGCAGACGUCGGGAGCGAGGGCUCACCAAAACUGUGGCUGCUUCUGACCUUCUGCCUCUUUGUCCCUGUUGCCGUCGGACUCAUCCUCAUGGCACUAAGGAGAAGCGGCCCAAGGCGCUGUCCCACCACGGAGGAGUUGGAUGAAGACAAAUGUGGCCGGUCGAAGCCACGGGAGUCGGAGCAGGUGGUCGGGAGGUGA
Aptenodytes forsteri (emperor penguin) is the source of this 1014-nucleotide messenger RNA. RefSeq names its product disintegrin and metalloproteinase domain-containing protein 32-like. The transcript has 9 exons. Gene Ontology annotation, cellular component: plasma membrane. Gene Ontology annotation, biological process: binding of sperm to zona pellucida; cell adhesion. The record is from RefSeq and is a predicted model, not a curated record. Bases 1 to 1014 code for a protein of 337 amino acids. NCBI's taxonomy places the organism in Eukaryota, Metazoa, Chordata, Aves, Sphenisciformes, Spheniscidae.